AUGGCACAAGCGCAAGACAAUGGGUAUCGUUAUAUUGUACACAUGAGGGACCAUUUCACAAAGUUUAGCUGGGCAAGAGCAAUUAAACAAAAAACGGCAGAUAAUGUGGCUCAAUUUAUUUAUGAAAUUUUCUUAAUGUUCGGCCCGUCCUCAAUACUCCAGUGCGAUAAUGGGAGCGAAUUCUCUCAUAUUGAGGAAAGACUUGGUGUAAUUGUUCGAAUCUGGUGUGACGAAAACAAUGACGAAAACAAUGAUGACAUCAAUGAUGAAAACGAAGAAAACGAAGUUGAAGUUGCAUCAGACAUCGACCCGAUGGAUUUGGCUGAGACUGUUACAGCUCAAGAUGAUGAUAUAGAUACAGAUGCUUUUGUACAUACUAAUACAGCCUCUACAUCGAAUGUGGAAUUUAGUAGCACAAUUGAGGGAGAAGCUCGCAUAGACCUUAGGGAAAUGUGUGCAGAAUCAAAUGUAGACUUUUCGGAUAGUGAGAACGAUAUAUCUGAAAAUCCUUUCAACGGACCAAGCGAAGAUGAAUUCAGAUACAAUUGGGAUGAGUUUCAACAACAGAUGAAUGAUAUCUUCAGACAGCAGAUAGAACCGCCAGAUGUACCAAGAAAGUAUAUUCUUGAUGCAUUAAUCGAAGUACGUGUUUUUGAAAAUAGAGGCGAAUGUUCAUUAGAAUCUGCAAAACUCUGGAGGAGCAAGUUAGACGGAUGGUUAAAGAAAAUGACAGAGUUGAGGAUUGUACGCAAAUUAAAUAAAGAAGCCAAUAAACGUCAACCGAAACCCAGACCAGUUUCUAAAUCCAAAGGCAAACUUCCAGAAACGGAUUUCUUUAUGAACAACACGUAUGUAGUUCCGUGGAACCAAUUACGGAGCUUUUGGAUAGCCUAUUUCGGACCACAAGAAGGAUUUCCUCAAGGCGUUAGUAUGAGAGAAGUUAGAGACACAUUAAGACAAUGUAUGCGUUUUAUAAACAGCCCUGGGGUAAAUGUAGACGAAAUGACUUCAUGGAAGGAAAGAUUCGAACGAUGGAUUAAUGAAGCAGAAGAUUUGACUCGGGCUAAUGACGAGUCUG
Messenger RNA from Paraglomus occultum, 1078 nucleotides. NCBI's taxonomy places the organism in Eukaryota, Fungi, Glomeromycota, Glomeromycetes, Paraglomerales, Paraglomeraceae. The record is from the annotation of a GenBank genome assembly.